Molecule: messenger RNA, 987 nt
Organism: Lathyrus oleraceus (garden pea)
Lineage: Eukaryota; Viridiplantae; Streptophyta; Magnoliopsida; Fabales; Fabaceae
Exons: 4
Coding region: 1-987 (328 amino acids)
Molecular function (GO): nucleic acid binding
Source: RefSeq, a predicted model, not a curated record
AUGUUGUUAGUCAGGAAGAAAGAUGGUAGUAUAAGGUUGUGUGUUGACUACCGACAGUUGAACAAAGUAACUAUUAAGAACAAGUAUCAACUUUUGAGGAUUGAUGAUUUGAUGGACCAGUUAGUAGGUGCUUGUGUUUUCAACAAGAUUGAUUUGAGAUCCGGGUAUCAUCAGAUUCGUGUAAAGGCUGAAGAUAUUCCGAAGAAUGCUUUCAGAACGAGAUAUGGUCAUUACGAGUAUCCAAUGAUUCCGUUUGGUGUGUCUAAUGCUCUGAGUGUGUUCACUGAGUAUAUCAACAUGAUCUUUCAUAAGUAUUUAGACAAGUUUGUGGUUGUUUUCAUCAAUGAAAUCCUGAUUUAUUCGAAGAUAGAUGAAGAGCGUAGUGGAAAGGGACUUCAUUUAGAUGAUUUUGUGUCUGGUUUUUCGAGGAAAGCGAAAGGUUGUGAUACGAUUUGGGUCAUCGUCGAUAGGUUGACUAAAUCGGCUCAUUCCCUUCAGAUGAGACUUAAUUAUCCAUUGGAGAAACUAGCAGAGAUGUCUAUUGAGAAGAUUGUCACUCUGCAUGGUAUUCCAUUCAGUAUCGUAUUUGAGAGAGAUUCAAGGAUUACUUCAAGGUUAUGGAAAGCUUGCAUAAAGCGUUGGAAAAAGGAUGAGGAAAUAAGGUCAAGCCAACUUAGUUCAUUGGUUUGGGACAGAAGAAAUUGGAAUGCAAAAUGGCAGGGUCAGGGAAAAAUGAUGGAAGUGGUUGUGGUGUGCUGGCUAGAAGCUCCAUUGAGUGUUUGGAUAGAGAGACUUGGAAUGCAAAAGCAGCAAGGUGAUUUGGGAGAGUGUAUGAAGUUGGUUGGUUUGUUAUGGUCAGGUUGGCAAGCAGGAUUUGAAGAAGCAAAGCAGGGUUGGACAGAUAGUGUUAAAAUGCCAAAGCAAACAAGGUCAUUGCAGUUCCCUAUAACAGGAAAUGUUCAAGAGUUCUAUGUUGUUUGUGGCUAA